GUGGCAUAAUGGGUGGAGGUGGGCAACAAACAACGCAACCAAACAAGAAGAAGAAACUGACCGCAACACCAAGGGACGGGAGGACGGACCACGCAGCUUCACUUCUUACUUCUCUUUCUCCUUUUUCUUUCAUUUUCUUUCUGUUUUUCCUCCUAAUCAAACAACAAGCUUAUCUUUAAUUAACACUUUAGUUUACUUAAAUCACCUUUCCAUAUAACUUCUUCUUCUUCUCUUUGGGGUUUUCCGACGAGAAAACAAGAAGUUUCGAGCUUCUUUCAUUGUUAUGGUCGCCUGAGCUCUCUCUCUCCUCUAUCUCUAUCUAUCUUCCCUGUCAUUCUCCAUCACUGUCUUUCUGUCUGUUAAUUCCUCGCUUUCUUAAAGUAGAAGAGCUUGUUGAGUAUGGCUAAAAAUGAAGAUACUGGUAGUCCUGGUUGGAGAGCAUCACUUUUCUUGCAGACCACAGAAGAUGUUGCCCGAGCUGUUGCAGCUGCAGCUGCUGCAGCCACUGCUCCUGUUUCACCACGGCCCUCUGUAGUAUUCUCAUCAAAAGAUGAUCAUGGAGAUAGCCAAUUUCUGAAGCUGCAACGCCAUGUUUCAAGAGUUCUAAAAGGCUUCUUAUCUCCUCCUCCUCCUGAAACGAAAGGUGGAACUUACAAUCCUGAAGUUCUAACUAGCCAAAAGCGUCAAUGGGCAAACUUUCAGUUACAAUACUUGGACCAUAGGCCUUUAAAGGAGCCAUCAAGGCUUUUUGAGAGCAUGGUAGUUGUUGGACUUCAUCCAAAUUGUGAUCUUCAGGCACUCCAGAGGCAGUAUGUUAGUCGAAAGUUUGAAGGUUUUGGAAGAGUGCAAGGUUCGCUUGGUUUUCAAAAUCACUCUCGUAUAGAACCUAUUCUUGAACCUCAGGUCCUAUUUGUUUAUCCUCCGGACAAACAGUUGCCUCUGAAGUACAAGGAUCUUGUAUCAUUUUGCUUCCCUGGAGGCCUGGAGGUUUGUGCUAUUGAGAGAACUCCUUCCAUGAGCGAGUUGAACGAAAUUCUUCUUGGGCAGGAGCACCUUAAACAAAGUGACCUAUCAUUUGUAUUCCGAUUACAGGUUGCUGACGAUUCUACAUUGUAUGGUUGCUGUGUCUUAGUGGAUGAAAUUGUGCAAAAACCCUGUGGCUUGUUUUCUGUGAUUUCAGAUAAGCGGCCUCCUUGCUCAUCUUUCAGCCGUUACGUACUAACCACACGCAGAUGUUACUGUAUCCUUUCAAGGCUUCCGUUCUUUGAACUGCAUUUUGGUGUGUUGAACAGCAUCUUAACAGAAGAAAGGUUGGAAAGGUUAACAAAAGAUGUUGGUGCCUUGGACUUCAUGGAGAGUUCCAGCAAAGAAGAAAUUUUGGAGGAAAAUUUAGAUGGUAUAUCAUCAAACUACAGAGAUGCAGGGGAAAUGCUCAAUGGAACAGCAGAAAAUUUCCAAUCGAGCUCAAGAAAUUCUGCUUCUGGAGAUGUUGAUUAUGGUAAUCAUAUGGAGCAUCAAAUUCCUCAGGGGCAUAUUCACUUGUCAAACAAAGGAAAUGAGGAUAAUGUUGUUGUUACAGUUGAUUCUGAAACGGAGAUAGUCUUUGACAAAGGAGAAUCUGCCAGUGGAAACCCUGAAGAUUGCAACAUUGAUGUUGAUGAUAUAUCUGACAAACAAGCAGAAGAAAGACGGUUACCAAAUGCUGUUCUGCCUCUCCCUCGUUAUUAUCAGUAUGAAAGCUCAGAAUCUUCCUCGAGUUUCCAGGGUUCUCCAUGUGAAGACCGGAACUUUAGGAGCGAUGUUGAUGAUACAGAGACAGAAGAGUCAUCCUUUUCUGGCCAGGAGGAUUCUAAUGAUCACAUGGAUAUUCUUGAAUUGGCUAAGAAGAACAACUACGGAUCAUUGCAGAUAAUAUGCGAAUAUUACCAGUUGCGUUGUCCUUCUAGGGGAUCAACAGUUAGAUUUCAUCCUUUGGAGCACCUUCAUCCUUUGGAAUAUCAUAAGCCAGAUGAAACAGUUUUACAUAUUGCUGGCUCAACUAUUGAUUUGAGAUCUUGCACUACAAGUCUAGAAUUUGCUGAGGCACACAGUGCACUGUUAGCAGAGGAGGAAGCAACUGCAUUAUCAACAUGGGCUGUUGCAUGCAUAUGUGGAUCCUUGCGUCUAGAGAAUGUGUUAACACUGUUUGCCGGAGCAUUGCUAGAGAAGCAGAUCGUGGUUGUUUGUUCUAAUUUGGGAAUCUUAUCUGCGUUGGUUUUAUCAAUUAUUCCUCUAAUCCGUCCUUAUCAAUGGCAAAGCCUGUUAAUGCCGAUAUUACCAGAUGAUAUGCUAGACUUUUUGGAUGCACCCGUUCCUUAUAUUGUUGGUGUAAAGAACAAAACAAGUGAAGUACAGUCAAAAUUGACCAAUUCCAUUCUGGUUGAUGCUAACAAGGGCCAGGUAAAGUCGUCAACAAUCCCACAAUUGCCAAAGCACAAAGAGUUAUUUUCAUCCUUGAGUCCUUAUCAUGCAAAGCUUGUGGGAGAAAGUUAUUUGGCAAGGAAAAGGCCAGUUUAUGAAUGUACAGAUGUACAGGUUGAAGCUGCUAAGGGUUUUUUAGCAGUGUUAAGGUCUUACCUGGAUUCACUCUGCUCUAACUUACCCGCACAUACAAUCACAAAUGUACAGUCCAAUAACGAUAAGGUAUCGUUGCUCUUAAAAGAAAGUUUCAUAGACUCCUUCCCUCAUCGGGAUCGACCAUUCAUGAAGCUCUUCGUAGACACGCAGCUCUUCUCUGUACAUACAGACCUUGUUCUUUCUUUCUUCCAGAAGGAGUAGUGCCUGGUAUGCGAGAUUUAGCUGUGAUUGUAUUGUUCUGUUGUAACUUGAACGCAAGUUCAGUAUACUUAUAAAUAUUUGGCCAUUGGCACACCAUUGGAAGAGGCACUGGGCGCGCCCAGGUUCAAAGCUUACCAAAAUGGGUGAGAAGAAUCUGCCUGCGAGCAGUCUAGAGAGGCUUAUAGCAAUAGGAAAAUAAAAAAUGAUGUGUAAUGCUAAUAUUUAAAUUAUUUAUUUCUUAAUGGGAAGAAGUGCUUCUUUGAUGCGAGUUAUAAUGAAAUUAAGAAAUUUUGUGCC
This is a messenger RNA of Manihot esculenta (cassava), 3114 nucleotides long. RefSeq lists its product as uncharacterized. The record is from RefSeq and is a predicted model, not a curated record. Bases 400 to 2817 code for a protein of 805 amino acids. The transcript is spliced from 19 exons. Lineage: Eukaryota; Viridiplantae; Streptophyta; Magnoliopsida; Malpighiales; Euphorbiaceae.